GCCAUGCUGGCCAGCCGCCCGGCGCAGUUCACGUUGCUGGCCAUUGGCGGCUCGGACUUUACGCCCGAGCUGGUCACGGCACUGCAGACCCAGCGGCGCCUGCGUAGGCUGCGGAUCGAGCACGCGUGGAUCGAGUCGCUGGCCGUGGCUGCCGCCCGGGGCGUGUGUCUGGAGUCGGUGACCUCGCUGCAUCUGGAGCACAUAAUCGUCAGCCGCCCCGACUCGGCGCUGCCCGUAUCCCCGCGCAUGUUCCCGAACCUGGAGCGCCUAACGGUCCGCCAUGUGUGGCAGCACGUGGAUGCACUGACACCCGGCAGCUCGCGCGGCGCCGUAUCCCUGCAGAACGAGCACUGGCUGCAGACCGUCUGGGACGGCUACUGGCCCGCAUUGCAGGAGCUCGCGCUGCCGGCCAUCAGCGACCUGGACGCGGCAAAGCUGCCCGAGGCCUGCCCACUGCUGACCCGCCUGACCACCAACAGCCUGGACUACGCCGGCCCGCGCCUGUCGGCCCACGGGCUGGUGUCGGUAUUGCGCGGCCUGCGGCAUCUGCACUACCUGUCGGUUGAGCAGCGCAGCAGCGAGGGCUCGCCCGGCUAUGAGAUCCACGACUCGCAGCUCUGCCGGCUGAUAGGCACAAGGGACGUGCUGAGCUCGCGGCGGUGGAGCGGCGCGACUGUGCGCGGCGGACUGUAUGGCCGGCUGCCGUCGCCUGCGCUGUCGGCUGUCAGCACAGGCUCCGACACAGACGUGGAGUGCGACGACUUUGAGCUGCCCGAGCCCCACUGCCUGUCGGCGUCGCUCAACACGCUGAUUCUCCCGCGCGCCUCAUUCACUGCGUCAACCCUGGACACGCUGGUGCGCCAGCUGCCGGGGCUGGUCCGGGUGUCGGCGUCCCUGCGCAGCGAGGCAUUCUUUGGCUUUGCCAAGUCUGCGCAGCACAAGGCCACCGCACAGAACAACGUCAAGUGGAUCGGACUGUCUGCCGACGAGGAUGUGCUCACCGAUGCUGUGGAGCUGUCGGCGUGGAUCAAGCAAAAGUUCCCGGGCCUGCAGGAAUGCAGCACAAACUACGCGCGCUCCCACCGCACUGUCAUCAACGACCUCAAGGCCGCGCUGCCGCAUGUCGCCUUCACCCGCCUGAACUCGCGUGCCCUGCAGGCCACCUGCAAUUAGAACUCUUAUUUUAGCAAACCUGUACAAAACUCUGAAAUUUCGCUAGC
This is a messenger RNA of Linderina pennispora, 1220 nucleotides long. RefSeq lists its product as uncharacterized. Lineage: Eukaryota; Fungi; Kickxellomycota; Kickxellomycetes; Kickxellales; Kickxellaceae. Bases 4 to 1173 code for a protein of 389 amino acids. The record is from RefSeq and is a predicted model, not a curated record. The transcript has a single exon.